AUGCACGCCUGCACACUCUUCCUCUGCCCUGCUGACCCCUCAUAUACUGUCCUGCAGAGCCCAGAUGUGCUCCUCACAGUCCCUACUGUCUCUGCUCAAACAGUUUGGUGCAGUGGAGUUAUUUCAUGUGGAUUUAUAGAAAGCCUAUAUUUAAGGCCAGUAUGAUGACAAAUACACACACACACACACACACACACACACACACACACACACACACACACAAAACACAUAUGUGGAAUUGUUAAACUCCACUCCUGAGUGAAGCUGCUGGAAGUGUGUGAGCUGUGCUCUCUGCUCUCUGAAUUUGACAGGAAUAACUGUGGUCAGGUCUGCAGGCACCCAACAGCUGCCCCACAAACCUUAUCACGGACUGCCUUCUCACUCACACACACACACACACACACCUACACACGGUAAUGGAUGCAUGCACACACACAAGGAAGCACACACACUGAGGCCCAAUAAUAGCCUAAUAUGCUGGUGUCCAGUCAGAGAGGAGAAGGUUGCUUUUGAGAGUGUAGGCCUGGGGGUGAUUGAGACCAGGCAGCACGGCUGUCCGUCUGUCACCUACUCGCUACACAGAACACACAAGCCAUGAGCAUUACCAUAAAGAGACACGGGAUGUGUUAGAGACAAGGACAAAUCUGAUGAAAUCAGUUUUUUAGAAAGUAAACUGUAUGCCAGUUUAUGAUGGUGUAUGACAUUGUCAGCAAAUACUCAAUUCAUAGCUGAACUCUGUAAACUCUUAAGCGUUCUAUGAUGUUAACCAUGUGGAUUGUUUCUGUGUGUUUCCAGGUGAGCCGUGUUCCAGUGGAGAGCUGUGAGCAGUACUCCUCCUGCAGCACCUGCCUGAGUUCAGGAGAUCCCCAUUGUGGCUGGUGUGUCCUCCACAAUGUGUAAGUACAUUAUAACCACACAGAGCUUCUCUGACGCUGCAUACCUGACAUUACUAUGUUCUCAACUCCAUAGUAUCAAGUCACCACACCUUAAGAACCAGAACUCUCUCUCUGUCAGGUGUUCGAGGAAGGAUCGUUGUGAGAGGGCUGAUGAGCCUCAGCGUUUUGCCUCCCGAGUAGAGCAGUGUGUCAAACUCAGUGUCCAGCCUGGAAACAUCUCUGUCACCAUGUCCGAAGUGCAGGUACGUCACCUGACAAUAAAUCAUAUGUGUGUGUGUGUGUGACAGAGCGCAAGUGUUUCGGUGAGUGUGUGCCCAUGUGUUUCUCUGUGUAUGUGUGUGUGUGUGUUCUCACAUUGACUUGUCCCUCACACUCUCCUCUCUCUCUGUAUUCCUAGCUGGUGCUGCAGGCUCAGAAUGUGCCUAACCUUUCGGCAGGGGUCAACUGCUCCUUUGAGGACUACACUGAGACAGAGGGACGCAUCUUUGGGGGCCGCAUCUACUGCCUGUCCCCCUCCACACGAGAGGUCGCCCCCAUCACACGCAACCAGGGUGAGACAUUUAGCCACUGCAUCCUCAUGCUGCUAUUUGCUGGUAAUAUAACGCAGUUACACUGUGUGUGAACAACAUUGUAUUAUUUUAUUAUUUGUCUGUGUGUAGAUUGUGUUAUACUGACAUACUGAGACUCUUUCUUGGGGACAAACGUACUGUGAAUCUGUUAGGGCUGGGCAGUGUACAUUCUUAGAAAAAAAGGUUCUGGAUAGAACCAAAAAGGGUUCUAUGCUUGCUUCAUAUAUGGCACCUCUAAAGGUUCUAUAUAGAACCCUUUUGUAGAGUUCUUUGAUCAGAACCCCAGGAGUUCUUCUUCACUGAACCACAACUGGUUCCAUAUAGAACCCUUGGGCUCCAUAUAGGGUUCUAUAUGGAACCAAUUUCAGUUCUAUAUAGAACCUUUAGGCAUGCCAUAUAUGAAGCAAGCAUAGAACCCUUUUUGGUCCUAUCCAUCUGCAUGGCCAGAUGGAUGCAGACAUGGUGACAUGCUUGCAAGUGUUCUAUAAUUACACUAUUACUUUGUGUAUCUUACUGUCUGCCAACUACUGGCUGCUAGUUUGUCUUUUCUUAACAAGUUGUUGCUAAAAUAAAUUGUGUUAGCCGCUAAUACUAAUCGGUAGUUACCUGGCUAGCUAGCAAACGUAGCUAGCUAAUACAGCCUGGUACCAGUGAGGGUGUAGGCUAAGAUAAGCAUGUUGUUUGUGCAAUGUUAUCUUCUAAAUCAGAGAGGAAUAGGUGAAGCAUGAAUAUGUUAGCUAGCUAGCUAGCAACACUGCAUGACCAAAACAUAUAAUUCCAAUAUCAUGGGCAUUAAUAUGGAGUUAGUCCCCCCUUUGCUGCUAUAACAGCCUCCACUCUUCUGGGAAGGCUUUCCACUAGAUGUUGGAACAUUGCUGCGGGGACUUUCUUCCAUUCAGCUACAAGAGCUUUAGUGAGGUCGGGCACUAAUGUUGGGUGAUUAGGCCUGGCUCGCAGUCGGCGUUCCAAUGAAUCCCAAAGGUGUUAGAUUUGAGUUGAGGUCAGGCCUCUGUGCAGGCCAGUCAAGUUCUUCCACACCGAUCUCGACAAACCAUUUCUGUAUGGACCUCGCUUUGUGCACGGGGGCAUUGUCAUGUUGAAACAGGAAAGGGCUUUCCCCAAACUGUUGCCAGUUGGAAGCACAGAAUCGUCUAGAAUGUCAUUGUAAGCGUUAAGAUUUCCCUUCACUGGAACUAAGGGGCCUAGCCCGAACCAUGAAAAACAGCCCCAUACCAUUAUUCUUCCUUCACCAAACUUUGCAGUUGGCAAUAUGCAUUCAGGCAGGUAGAGUUCUCCUGGAAUCCGCCAAACCCAUAUUCGUCCGUCAGACUGCCAGAUGGUGAAGCGUGAUUCAUCACUCCAGAGAACGCGUUUCCACUGCUCCAAUGGCGGCGAGCUUUACACCACUCCAGCCGAAGCUUGGCAUUGCACAUGGUGAUCUUAGGCUUGUGUUCAGCUGCUCGGCCAUGGAAACCCAUUUCAUGAAGCUCCCGACGAACCGUUCUUGUGCUGACGUUGCUUCCAGAGGCAAUUUGGGACUCGGUAGUGAGAGUUGCAACUGAGGACAGACGAUUUUACGCGUUGCGUGCUUCAGAACUCGCCGGUCCCAUUCUGUGAGCUUGUGUUGCCUACCACUUCACGGCUGAGCCGUUGUUUCUCCUAGACGUUUCCAUUUCACAAUAAUGGCACUUACAGUUGACAGGGGCAGCUCCAGCAGGGCGGAAAUGUUACGAAUUGACUUGUUGGAAGGGUGGCAUCCUAUGACGGUGCCACGUUGAAAGUCACUGAGCUCUUCAGUACGACCAUUCUACUGCCAAUUUUUGUCUAUGGAGAUUGCACUAAUUUGAAGGGGUGUUCACAUACUUUUGUAUAUAUAGUGUACAAGAGGUAAGAAAACAUGCAAUGUAACAUCUAAUUAGGGUCACCUGGAAACACUGACCAACACUUUGGUUCCUACCCUGUCAAAAAUUCCUCCCUGGCUUAGGUAUUUGUUGUCAUGUCAAACCACAAUGUAUUCAAGGUGCUGCCCACUAUAUUCCAUCUAUAGAAUUAGAAUAAUGUGGAAAUUAUAAUAAAAGUACAGGAAAUGCAGGAAUUGAUGAAAAUGCCGAAAAUGAUUUUUGUUUGACGUUAGAUUGAACAGUAUGAAACAAUCAGAAUGGAGAAAGCCCCAUUGAAAUCACUUAUAAUGUAUGUGUUGCCACCGUAGGGUCAUGAACUACUCAUAAAGCAUAUUUAGAACUUUUAUAAAUCAAAAACAUAAAAUACCAUCAAAUAUGGUCAUACCGUCAACAAUGUGAAAAAUAUUGUGAAAGAUAUUUUGGCCAUAUCCCCCAGCCCUAGAAGCUGUAUAUGACUGUAAAUCUUUCUAGGGGACAAGCGUACUGUGAAGCUGUAUCUGAAGUCUAAGGAGACAGGGAAGAAGUUUGCCAGUGUGGACUUUGUCUUCUACAACUGCAGUGUGCACCAAUCGUAAGUUCUGUUUUACGUCAUUCUGUGUGUGUGUGUGUGUGUGUGUGUGUGUGAGAGAGAGAGAAAGAGAGAUAGAGAAAGAGGAGCGAGAAAUAGAGAACGAGAGAGAGAGAAAGACACCCUCUCCUCUCUGCUCUGCAGUGCUUGUUACUGCUGAUGAGACCAGACCCUUAAUGUCAUUUUCUUAAUAACUUGGUGCUCCUCUGAUGUCAUUGAUCAUGUUUUACUACACUGAGUUAUGUUCCUUUAGCCCCUGUAUCUACAGUGCCUUGCAAAAGUAUUCAUCCCCCUUGGCAUUUUUCCUAUUUUGUUGCACUACAACCUGUAAUUUAAAUUGAUUUUUAUUUGGAUUUCAUGUAAUGGACAUACACAAAAUAGUCCAAAUUGGUGAAGUGAAAUGAAAAAAAUAACAAAAAAUUCACCCCCUUUGCUAUGAAGCCCCUAAAUAAGAUAUGGUGCAACCAAUUACCUUCAGAAGUCACAUAAUUAGUUAAAUAAAGUCCACCUGUGUGCACAUGUGUCUCAGUAUAUAUACCUACAAAGGCCUACAAACCUGACUCAGUUACACCACAGAGGGAACACUUAUACACAGACUAAUUAGGGGAUGAGCACCAGGUGUGUGUGAUUGACAAGACAAGACAAGUGGAGUGAUGAGAAUGGGAGCAGCAGUAGCUAGUAAGCGGGUGACUUGAACGCCGAAACCUGCCCGAACAAGGAGGGGAGGCAGCCUCGGCGGAAGUCGUGACAACCUGUGUGCAAUCUAAGUGUCACAUGAUCUGUCACAUGAUCUCAGUAUAUAUACACCUGUUCUGAAAGGCUCCAGUGUCUGCAACACCACUAAGCAAGGGGCACCACCAAGCAAGCGGCACCAUGAAGACCAAGGAGCUCUCCAAACAGGUCAGGGACAAAGUUGUGGAGAAGUACAGAUCAGGGUUGGGUUAUAAAAAAAUAUCAGAAAUAUUGAACAUCCCACGGAACAGCAUUAAAUCCAUUAUAAAAAAAUGGAAAGAAUAUGGCACCACAACAAACCUGCCAAGAGAGGGCCGCCCACCAAAACUCACGGACCAGGCAAGGAGGGCAUUAAUCAGAGAGGCAACAAAGAGACCAAAGAUAACCCUGAAGCGGAGAUUGGAGUAUCUGUCCAUAGGACCACUUUAAGCCGUACACUCCACAGAGCUGGGUUUUACGGAAGAGUGGCCAGAAAAAAAGCCAUUGCUUAAAGAAAAAAAUAAGCAAACACAUUUGGUGUUUGCCAAAAGGCAUGUGGGAGACUCCCCAAACAUAUGGAAGUAGGUACUCUGGUCAGAUGAGACUAAAAUUGAGCUUUUUGGCCAUCAAGGAAAAUGCUAUGUCUGGCGCAAACGCAACACCUCUCAUCACACCGAGAACACCAUCCCCACAGUGAAGCAUGAUGGUGGCAGCAUCAUGCUGUGGGGAUGUUUUUCAUCGGCAGGGACUGGGAAACUGGUCAGAAUUGAAGGAAUGAUGGAUGGCGCUAAAUACAGGGAAAUUCUUGAGGGAAACCUGUUUCAGUCUUCCAGAGAUUUGAGGCUGGGACGGUUCACCUUCCAGCAGGACAAUGACCCUAAGCAUACUGCUAAAGCAACACUCGAGUGGUUUAAGGGGAAACAUUUAAAUGUCUUGGAAUGGCCUAGUCAAAGCCCAGACCUCAAUCCAAUUGAGAAUCUGUGGUAUGACUUAAAGAUUGCUGUACACCAGCGGAACCCAUACAACUUGAAGGAGCUGGAGCAGUCUUGCCUUGAAGAAUGGGCAAAAAUCCCAGUGGCUAGAUGUGCCAAGCUUAUAGAGACAUACCCUAAGAGGGGGUGAAUACUUUCACAAGCCACUGUAUCCCACCAUCCCUUGCUCUGCCUUUCACUAAACAUAUAGAUAUGGUCCAAAGACCCCCAUCUCCCCUCUCACCCUUAUCAUUUCCCACUCCAUUAUUAUAUAUUUAAUCUCUCCCUCUUCCUCUCUAGCCAUCCUUCCCCAUUCUCUCGCUUUCUCUCUCAUCCUCUUUCCCCUAUAUCUCUUCUCCAUCUCCUCCCCUCUAACUCUCCCCUACCCCCCUUCAUUCUCUCCAUCUCCUCCCUGAACUCUCCCCUACCCCCCUCAUCUCUCCAUCCCUCCUAACUCUCCCUACCCCUCAUCUCUCCAUCUCCCCCCUCUACCUCCCCUACCCUGACAUUCUCUCCAUCGUCCUCCCUUAACUCUCCCUACCCUGACAUUCUCCCAUCUCCUCCCCUCUAACCUCCCCUACCCCUUCAUUCUCUCCAUCUCCUCCCCUCUAACUCCCCCUACCCCUUCAUUCUCUCCAUCUUCCCCUUACCUCCUCUACCUCCCCCCCCUGCAUUCUCUCCAUCCCUCCCCUCUAACUCUCCCCUACCCCCCUCAUUCUCUCCAUCUCCUCCCCUCUAACUCUCCCCUACCCUGACAUUCUCUCCAUCUCCUCCCCUCUAACUCUCCCCUACCCCUUCAUUCUCUCCAUCUCCUCCCCUCUAACUCUCCCCUACCCCCCUUCAUUCUCUCCAUCUCCUCCCCUCUAACUCUCCUCAUCCUCCUAUCACCCCCCUCAUUCUCUCCAUCUCCUCCCCUCUAACUCUCCCUUACCCCCUUCAUUCUCUCCAUCUCCUCCCCUCUAACUCUCCCCUACCCUGACAUGCUACCCAUCUCCUCCCCUCUAACUCUCCCCUACCCUGACAUGCUACCCAUCUCCUCCCCUCUAACUCUCCCCUACCCUGACAUGCUACCCAUCUCCUCCCCUCUAACUCUCCCCUACCCUGACAUGCUACCCAUCUCUUCCUUUCAUGCUCUCCUUUUCUCUCUUCUUUCCUGUUGGUCCUUUCUCCUUCUGGUCCAGAUGUUCCUCUCUGCUCUUAUUUAUCAAACAUAUUUUUUUCCUCGCCCCUGCUCUGUGAGCUCCAUACAUUAGCAUAGCAAUAUUCUGCUAAUUAGCUGCCCUGGCGCCCCAUUAGAGCUGGACAUAAUGGAGAGCGUAUGUAAAGUGUUCACCUGGACCUCUUAUCAAGGCUUGUAUCAUCGUCUUUGAACGUAGAGGAUUUGUGAUUAUAUAUGGACCUAUGUAUGUGUGGGUGUGCGCUGUCUACCACGUGUGUGUGUGUGUGUGUAUGUGUGUCUGUGUGUGUGUGUGUGUGUGUGUGUGCGUGUGUAUGUGCAUGAGGGCUGGUUAAGCACUCCCACCAUGCCUCUCUCAUUGAAUAAGCAGGCAUAGUGAGGUCUUUGAUGUGCUGUAUGCAACACACUCCAUCAGGACAUUACAGUACACUACAGUCUAGUUUUAACAGCCCAGCCUUGUCAGCCACACAGAACCCACGUGACCCCCUGACCCCCUGACCUACUCCCCUCCUGACCUCUGACCCUGACCCCAGCGUGUGUAGGCUGCCAGUGGGCCGGGUGUGCCAACGGGGCUGCUGGGCAAUAAAGAGCUUUCCUCAGAGGUGACGGGCAUGGUGGGCGGGGGGGGGGCACUUUACUUGGCAAGGCAAAUUUUCCCGCCAGCUAUUUACAUACACAGUAACAAUAUUAGAGUUUUGCAUUAAAAAGACUGCCGGAAUAGUUUAAUUGAGCGUGUGAGGGACCGAAUGUAUUUUUAAUGAGAGGAGCGCGGAGGAAAAGAGGGAGAGGGGGGUGAAAACAAGUGAAGGAGAGAUGGAUUGUGCCCAUUGUGUUGGGAAUAAUGUGUCCACAGAGCUAAAAGGUUAGCGCCUCAGCCAAACCACAAUGCCUAUUAGAAUAUAAAAAGAAUGAUGAAAUGCAUGUAGGAUUCAGAGCCCUUGAAAAGGCUCACUCAUGGAAGACAGAGAGCCCUGAGACAGGCUCUCGUAGACAGGGUGGGUGUUCACCGCAUCUCCCUGCUACCAGUGUUGGGGAAGCUUCUCUGAAAAUAUAGUUUACCAAGCUACCAGUUGCUUCACAGUAAGAAAUUAAGCUACACUAAACCUACCCUUUUGUAAAAUACAGUCUAAUUAUAAUAAUAUGCCAUUUAGCAGACGCUUUUAUCCAAAGCGACUUACAGUCAUGCGUGCAUACAUUUUUUUUGUGUAUGGGUGGUCCCGGGGAUCAAACCCACUACCUUGGCGUUACAAGCACCGUGCUCUACCAGCUGAGCUACAGAGGACCACUGAAGUUCUUUUGAAAAAGUAAUUCACUACAUCCAAACUGUAAAUCUGAAAUAUCAUAGACUACAAAUUGCAAGAACAGAUCACUUUGGGGUCAUAUGUUAACAGAAUGUGUAAUUUAGCCUAUUAAACACAAGAAUUAGGCUGGUCUGAUGCUGAAAAAGAAAGGAAAUGAUUGCCUACUUCCCUCAUAAUAUACUUUUACAUUUUUUAAAGUAGUGUGUAGUUCCAGUAGUUAGCUACACCACUAUAUGGCAAAAAGGUAAUGAACUACUGAAAACACUACCAAGAUUUGAAUUUAGUUCAACUACUACCAAGCUACUGCAAAAUGUAGUUAAAUUACUAGUUGAACUACAUGUAGUUCACUACUCCCCAAUACUGCCAGCUACUGGCCUGGUGCUGCUUGACCACCUGGAGACACUUCACUGUUGUAACAGGACAAGAACAUUGGGCUACAACAUUCUGAUAACAUUCUAUCAAUCUAAAGAAUGGUUUAGAUGGGAGGAAGAGGUAUUAUUUUGUGGUAUCCACUCUCACUUCAAUGAUCCCAAUUGUCUUUUCAAUCUAACAUUCACUUUGUUCUGAACAUACAGUAUCUAUCUAUCACAGAUCAUACUAUAGGUGUUAGGAUAAGAACAAAUAGAGAACAGAUAAAUAGUGAUAGACCUGAUAGAUGUUCUGAGUUGUUAGAUUGGAGGUAGAGGUGGGAAGAUGAGUUUGUUAUUGCCCAGGUUCAGGUGUGAUAUUUCCAGACAGCAGAGGGUGAGUGAUAGGCCAGGCAUGGUGCCACUCCACCUGGCGGGACUGAGUACCUCUCCUCUACCUCUUCUCUCAUCUACCUCUACCUUUCCUGCUGAACCAGGCAGAACAAAGGAAACAGCCUCUGAGUGUUUAUUCACCCAGCUCCUGAAUAGGCACUAUAGCAACAAUAAAGCAUGUUUGUAAUUUAAGCAGAAACAAGGAAAGCUUUAAUUAAAUAGGAUCAUUAUAUCAAUGUAUCUGUCUGUUUACUGAUACCGAUAUGAAGUAUAUUUUUUACAAUGGAAACAGUGGGUACUGUAUGCAUACUUAAAUACAUCUAUUCUAUAUUUGAUUAAGUAUCAAUGUAUGGUCUUGGGUGGUCUGAUUAGCAGACAAGAAACAUUUACUAGUUUGCAGUAGCAGCCCCAGAGCACUGCAGAGGCUUUGAUUUCCUGCUGUAGCACAUGCACAUCUCCCAGUGUGGCGCUAAGAAUCAGCAGGGUUCAAAGGGCAUUGCCCCCCUUCUCUGUCUGCAUCUAGCUGGGAUCGAUAGACCCAGAUGUCUGGAGACUAGAAGGUAAUACCCCUCAGAAGCAAACAAAUAGCAGGCUGUUAGCGUAGCACAAAUCCACCCUCGCUGUCGCUCUCUCUCUCUCUCUCUCUCUCUCUCUCUCUCUUCCUCCCCAUAGUAACACACAUACAGGAAUCGGUUAUAGACUUUAUCCCGUAGAGCUAGGAUGCUAGUGGGUCCUGCUCAUUAUAGUAGUGUGGAGCUCUGCUACACAUGCCUCAUUCUGUCACUGGAAUAUGGGAGUAGGAGGCAAGUUAAAGGGCUUUGUAUAACUCAUAAAGAUUUUUGAGAAAUCAAUGUGUUUAUGUGGGGCGAAGCGGAGUGGAGUCAAACUAAUGCAUGUAUUUUAUUUUAUCCGCUAUUUUACUCUCCUGUAGCUAUACCAACCUUGUUGAGGCUGCUGGUAAUCCAUGUUCAUUUACGCUUUCUGAACUAAGGAAAAAGGAGUUUGGAGAAAAACAGGCUUAUCUGGGCCUUGCAGCUUAUUUGAAUGUAAGCCUUUGAACAUGUUGAAUAGGAAGGAGGAGUAUAUCGCUCGAGCCAUUUUCCUCUCUAUGUUUAUUUUACUGUCCGUUGGAGACAUGGCAACUGGAAGAGUAAAACUUUGCUCUGUUCUGCUGUGUUCUGCUCUGUUCUGUUCUGCUCUGUUCAAAGUCCAAUAAUCCCAAAAAAAUUUUGACACACUGACACAUUCUUCCUGAAGUAAGAUAAUUACUCUACUGAAGUGACUUUAAAAGUUUGAGGUAGAUGACCUUUAAGUACAGGGCAAAAAUGGAGUUGAAUCAGGUUUUCACCUUGGUCUACCCUAGUGUUUAGGAUGGAGGAUGGAACAGCCAGCCUCAGAAGCAGGGUUGAUUCUGGACAUCUAUUCUAGAGGCUGAUUGAUCAAUUAACUGAUUUAAAUGUUUCAUUAAGCAUCUACUCGUGUCCUGGAGGGCUGUGUUGUAUUCUAGUGUUGCUUCUAAAUGAUUGUUAAAUUACUUAAUUGGACAAAUCACCAGCAGAAUUGAUCCUGAUGAGUUUGUAUACCAGUGUUAAGAGGCUACCCUGAAGUGUUUUUUUGUAGUGAUUCGAAAGAGACUGAUCAUUCUUACAAUUUUUUGUGAGAGUGAAAUUAAUAUAAUUCAAAUCAUGUUGUGUUUCACGUACAGCCAAUCAAUAUCUUUUAUUGCGGUAGCUCUUAGUUUUAACCAAACCAAUGCACCGUGUGUGUUCAGUGUGUGUGUAUUUGUGACCAGUGGAAACCUAUGUCUUUUAUUUAAAUCCCUCUAGACCAUGGUGUCACACAUAUGAUCAGGAGAGUGAUGGAUUAAGUGAUUAAUUAAUUUGGUGGGUGCUUAUAUUAGUCCUAUUUCACUAGUGUGUAUUAUUCACUAGUGCCAUUAUCAACAGCAACCCUGGAGCAAUUAGUCUUAAAUGCCUUGCUCAAGGGCACAUAGACAGCUGUUCCACCUUGUCGGCUUGGGGUUUCGAACUAGCAAACUUUCAGUCAUUGGCCCAACGCUCUAACCGCCAGGCUAUAUGCCACUCUGAUUAAUGACCUAGCUAUAAGGCCACCCUCCUUUCUCCUCUCAGUCCUCUUUUAAUCUCACCAAUGUUCUACCUGUUUUCCCCCUGCCUUUGGGUCUGUCUUUCUGUCCCCAUCUUCUUUACUCUCUGUCUCUCAGUAGCUGUUGAUAGGAUGAAUAGUUGACAGUCACUCAUCUUGAUCAGCCUUUUAUCUCUACCUCUUUCAUUUCCACCUACCUCUCAUUCAACCUGCCUCUUCAACAUGGAGAUAGAUAUUAAUAUUGGUCAGAAAAUUAAGAUGUGAGACUGAGAUGAGGUUGUUAGGCAAGGACAGCCAUUUAAACAGUCGAUAAAUGUGUUUGUGUUCUGUUGAAUUGUUUUAGAUUCUCUGCAGUGACUCAUUCUAUCUCUCUGUCUCUCCGUUUGCAGGUGUCUGUCAUGUGUCAAUGGCUCAUUCCCCUGCCACUGGUGUAAAUACCGCCACAUGUGCACUCAGAACGCCAACGACUGUUCCUUCCAGGAGGGCCGUGUCAAUGUGUCAGAGGUGAGAGAUCCCCACUGUCCCAAAAUACUGCACACUGUCUCCCUGUGUAACAACCAUCUCUUCAGUAACACAUUAAAUUGAUGACGCCAGUCAGUGUCAUACCCACUCACACACUGUGAAACCUGUCAUACAGAAAUACAGGCACGCACAUGCAGGCACGCACACACACACUCCUCCUCCUGUUGAUGAGAGUGAUGCACGUGCUGGUUGAUAUCCAGUAGUCCCCAGCUGGGCUCUUGGUAUUGUCGUGCCACCAUGCCUGGGCCUCAGAUGCUAUGAGUGGUAAAGCAGCAGCUGUUUAAAUAAAACCAGCCCUGGAUUUAUGCACUUAUAAACAGGCCAGGGUGAAUGACUAUGCAAAUUGUAUUGUGUUCUACAUUUCCAAAUGUUACAUUUGCAUGAAAGCCAAUAUCAAUCUCAUCCGCUGCUCUGCUGUCUCUCUCUCUGUACCGUAUUACCACCACCAAACCCAAUCUCUCUCUCUCUCUCUCUCUCUCUCUCACUCUCUCUCUCUCUUCUCUCUCCUUCUAUCUCUCUCCCUCUCUCUCUCUCUCUCUUUCUCCUACUCUCUCCCUCUCUCUCUCUCUCUCUUUCGGCCCAACCGUGGAAUGCCAAGUGCACGCUCUGUGGUGCUGUACAAGAGUGAACUGUUUACUGGCAGAACACAGCCCUCCAUCACACACACACACACACACACACACACACAAACACACACACACACACACACACACACACACACACACAUACACAUACACACACACACACACACACACACACACACACACACACUGUACGAAAUGUACAAUAAAAUCACAAACUCAGUCAACUGUAACAAACAAACAAAUUCCUUCAAACCUUAAUCUCCAAACCCACUGAUCCCUGUGACAAUCACCUACUUAAAAGUGUAAAUUCACAUUUACAGCCAUGUCGAGUGACCUCGGGGGACGUGAAACCCUGAGCUAUCUGUUCAGACGCUGUGUUCUGCUGUUCAGUGCUGCGAGCGUCUCUGAAUGUGCCUGAUGUAUACAUGUGUUUGUCUUGGCUGUGAGCAGAGUAGGUUCCUUAUCUCUUCCAUGGCAGAACACCUUUCCCAUGCGUCUGGGUUACAUUGCGGUUUAUUUAUGAUAUUAAUUGGCCAUGAGGUAUCCUACCUCAAUCCAAUUACGGACCGCAGCUUUUAUCUCUGCAGCGUAGCUGCAGGCGUCGCCGCUCACAGCACUACAGAUGCUCUCUCUCUCUCUCUUUCUCUCUGUCUCUUUCUCUCUCUCUCUCUCUCUCUUUCUCUCUCUCUUUCUCUCUCUCCCACUCUCUCUCCCACUCUCUUUCUCUUUCUCUCUCUCUCUCACUCUCUUUCUCUCUCUCUCUCUCUCUCUCUCUCUCUCUCUCUCUCUCUCUCUCUCUCUCUCUCUCUCUCUCUCUCUCUCUCUCUCUCUCUCUCUCUCUCUCUCUCUCUCUCUCACUCUCUCACUCUCUCACUCUCUUACCUCUAAAAGGAAAUUACAUGGAUUAACAUUCUGUUCUGUUUCUGUAAAACCAAUGCUCUCUCUCCCUGCAAAGCUGCGUCUAUAAACGUGGCUAAGUGUCUAGUCUCAGGAAAGACAAUUUGGCAUGCAUUCAUACAGGGUGGUGGAGGGGCCGGGCUGUGGGGGGCUGUAUUUUUGGGAAAAGGUGUGUGAAGAAAGGGCAGAGAAUAGAGAAAAUAGGGGAGAGGUGAGAGGCGACACAUACAAUGAGGUUUCGUGGUGUCAUAGUGAUGGUCAAAAUGGUGGACUAAAUGCCAUCAGUCAGACAGCCUGUUCUUCCCCCUGAGCUGAGCUGUAAUCCAACCAAACCACUCACAUACACUAUACUCCCAGCACUGAUAUUUUCUCAUUUUGGUGCAUAGGUUACCAUGGUAACAUGAAUAGUCCGUAUCAAUAGGCUUGUUACACACAGAUGCCAUUAUUUUAUGUUGCACAAUGCCAAGGCCACCAUUUAUCCUUUCUUUUGAUGGACUCUUUGUGCACCAUAGUCGAUAAUACAAUUGAACCCAAAAUGUAUAUAAAACAACGGGUUUCAAUGGAGUAGGCAUUUUGGAUGGGAAGGAAAAUGACGCAACAUUUGAAAUAAUGUGUAAAUAAGUCAUAGAGAUUUAUUGUGUUAUCACUCUUUCGCCAAGUCACACUCAACUUUUACAGUAUCUGUAUGCCCAUUGAUAUGCCAAAAUACAUUUCUCAUAGUUGUGUGUCCACCAGCAUCGUAACUAAGUCCCCCAAUGUAAUGAGUAACAUUAGCAAAUCAAAUGUAUAUCAAUCAACAUCUGCCUGACAGCCGAUAAACAAAGGAGCACAUUAAAUCCGACCAGGCAGAAAAUUGCUAGAGUAAGCCACACUUGAGAAACCCAUCAGGAUAAAUGAAUAAACAAACAAACAUUGAAACAAACAAAUUUGUUCCGCUGUGCAGGGUUGUCAUGGACAGUGGUUGUGGGUAGGGUCUGUUGGUCUGGUAGAAGUAGCGGCUGUCUGUCUGUUUGCAGCCAGUCUCCAACAAUGUGAUGGACUCGUUACAGAACUGGGCUUAGUCAAAGAAUCAAAUCCCUGAUAGAAGGGCUAUACCCAAAACAUGAUCAAACAAUGAGUCCUUAUGGAGUUCCCUACAUGCAGUAACUAUACACUGAGUGUACAAAACAUUAGGAACACCAUCCUAAUAUUGAGUUGUACCCGCCUUGCCAAUUCACCUUCUGAAUGGCACACAUACACAAUCCAUGUCUCAAUUGUCUCAAGACUUAAAAAUCCUUCUUUAACCUGUCUCCUCCCCUUCAUCUACACUGAUUGAAGUGGAUUUAACAAGUGACAUCAAUAAGGGAUCAUAGCUUUCACCUGGUCAGUCUAUGUCAUGGAAAGAGCAGGUGUUCCUAAUGUUUUGUACACUCAGUGUAAAUUAUGUCACCCACUGGGGGAAUAAAACACUUCUGCUACUUUUCCUUGUCCAAUUCAUAACCAUUAGAGCAGCUUUGGCUGUACAGAUGUAAACAUGGAGAUGGAGAUUAGUCUUUAUUAGCUGAUUAUUACAAGAAGCAUCAAAACACCAGAGGGAGGUAAUGUGUAUCUCUGUUCUCCUCCUGUCACCCACAUUUACUGCUCUGGAGGGUGAAACAUAGGCCUAGUGUACUUCCUUAGAUUAAGAUAUUACACACUAGGCUUGCUUUGGUUAACACCAGUUAAUACCGGUUGUCAUAGAUUUAAAUAAAAUCGAUUAUGUAUUUGUGGCUAUAUGUCUGAUGAAGUAUGUAUUCAUGGUAAAACCUGGAAAGUAAAAGCUACUCCUCACUCGGAUCCUCUUCUAGUCCUAAUUUCUGUAUUCAUGCAUUUAGACAGGCAUCCUCAGUGCCACCUCUCUCUCCUCCCCGUCUGCCAAGCAUAAUUCCUUCCUUCCCUCGAAUUUACAGUCUGUCUCAUGUGGCUGUCAGGUGUUUUUUUUCCUCCGCCCUCUCUCGUCUCUCUGGUGUUGUGAAAGCAUUUCUCCUGUGAGUACACACAUGCAUGCACACAAACACACACACACACACACACACACACACACACACAAAUACAUACACACUAGAGGACGUGCGCCCAACAGCAUCUUGGUAAGAUGCAGUAGCGCUACAGUAAACAGACUGUAAACAAGCAAGGGAGGAGAAGACCUGCCAAAGAGCACAAGCUCCAACUCUCAGCCCUGCUCAACUUUGGCUUUCUCCAUCCCCAGUGUCACUACUCAGAACAGACCAGCCAACUCCACCACUACUGCAGCCAGCCUUACAGAAUGGGACAAACAUCUGAGGCUGUACCAUUAACACUAGAAAUGCUGGGCCUGGAGGGACCCUACUUCAAGCCAAUGACGCGUCUUUUGGAGGUCAACAUUCUAACAGUCUAAUAAAUAAAUGUCAUAUGCUAUUGGAAAAAUAAUCAUUUGGUUGUGUUUAUGAAGGUGAACAUGAAGAAAAAAAUAUAAUACAACAUAAUAACAUUUUCAUUAGUUUAUGUUACUGUAGGCUAUAUGUAAAAACAAAAAACACAAAAAACACCACAAUUAAAGUGUUAAAUCGAUCACAAAGAAAUCCUUUAUAAUUUUGUUUUGGCAGGUCUUAAGAAACAGUAUGGAAAUAAGAAAAUGUCUUUCAAAAGACAGAAUAGCACAUUUUAUUUUGUUACCAGUCUUUGCUUAGUAGCCUGAGCUAAAUGAUAUGCUUCCACUUGCUCACAUGCAUGGAACAGCGGUUAUUCUUAGAAAAAGCCAUAUUUUGAAAUAGAGCUCACCUCUUCAAUUUUGAGAGUUAUUUGGCAAAGGUAAGUGUUUUAGAAACUGCUCUUUCUGAUAUUAUACAGAAAUCAUGUGCAUGUGACUCUGUUGGAGGAUUUGAAUAAGUGACUUUUUGGCACUCCGUUUUCCUGCCUCAAGCUGCACCGAUCUCUUCAUAUAAAAUCGGACAAUUGAUAAUAUUGUCACCCAUCAGACUAUUGUGAAUUUAAUCUUGUCUUUAGGCUAAUUCUAUUAAUAUACGUAUGUGUUAAAUUAGUUUCGAUAUAGUUUAGGUGUAGUUUCGAUGGGACAUCAUCAGCUGGGCAGGCUGACUGGUGGUGAAGUACUGAUGGUGAAGUACUGGUGGUGAAGUACUGGUGGUGAAUGAAAAAUGACAUGACCUCUUAAAACUGCUUAUAACACAAAUUCUGUUCGCGAUAUUUAAAUUAUUUCAACAUACGUGUGUUACAGAUGUAGGAUCUUCAUUUGAGCCAGUUUGCUACAGCAGAAAAAUAAUCCUGCAGCAACAGGAAAUGUGAAUUAUCAUGUGGAUUAUAAUGGUUCUAUAUCUGGUUCUCCCUGGCGCUGCCUCCCGCUCAUGGAUCCAAGCCUGCCACUGAUCUGCACCUGCUUUAAUUAUUCAAAGUGUAUUCAAUCUUCAUUUCCAGAUGCCUCAACGUCUGUCCUCCUAAUGGAUGCUGAGGAUGAAUUUUACAUAGAGGAGUUGAGAUCCUGGUGAAGGCUUCUUCAUGUGGGGUUUGGUCCAAUGACACCAUCUGGGCCAGCUCCACUUCCUUUAUUUUCUCUUGAAUAAUUCCUACUCAUCUAAUGCUGCUGUCCUACUUCUCCCCUUCAGAGAAAGUACUGACUCUAGAACUCCCCUUGCAGCAUCAGCAUAAUACGUGAUCAGUGAUCAUGUUUCAUGUUUGGUGCAAAGCUUGUUCUUUGUACAGUUUGUACAAUAUUAUUAAUUCUAUAAACUGAGAUAAAGUAUUUUUAGCGAAGUGGUCAGUAUCUGUGACUCCAUAGCAGAUUUCUCCCAGGAGUUUUUGACCGUGCAUAUUUCAUCUCCCUACUCUCCGUUCUCCAUCACAGGAGGGCCCAAGAGUGGGCGGACACUCCAAAAGCCUUUUCAUGGUUCAAAGUCCCUUUCAUUUAACCGCUGAGCUUUUCUGAGAGCCUCAUGGUGUCUUAUCAAGCACAGUUCUAACACUGUGUCUCACCACAGGACUAGACCUUGGGAACUUAAUUCAUACAACCCAACGAGUGUUACUCUUUACAACUUUUGUCAUAGUAAUAUAAUUACAUAGUUACAUAAUAUAGUUCUAUACAGACAUAUACCUGUAAAUAGUUGUUGUUUGUUGCAAUGUUAUCUUAUGGUCCUAAACACAACCCAAUAUCAAUUGUCUGAGCUCAGUGUUUCCUAGCAUCAGGUAUGAAUAGCACUCUGUGUGUUGAUCUGGUGUACCUACAGUAACACACACCCCUGGGAGUUGGUUGUGAAAGUCUCCAUCGAUUUGCAAAGUGUUGCUUAUCACAUUUAUUAAUGUCUCUGCAUACAGCCUAGAUACAGUGUGACAGAAACAGACAGGACCAUCUCUGAUAAAACAAAGCCCAGAGCUCCAUUGUGUUUGGCUCAAACAGCUCAGCUCUGUCCAAAUCAAGAGGCCAGCGGGGAAUUAUUGGAUUCGGCACGGAGCGGCCGACAGGCCUGAAAUCACUGAGAGGGCUUGAUGGAUAUGAUAUGCUGCUCACUGGCCCCCUUGACCUGUCUGCACAGUAUUCUUAGGAGAGAUCUAUAGGGACGUGUAUUGGCUCGCAUGAAACCUAGCAAACCCAGCAAAGUGAGAUCAUAUUAUUCAGCAUCUCUCCGUCCGUGUCUCCCUCGGGAGAUGUAGUCAUCAUAUCAGAGCCCUUUUUAGCACUUCCUCUUUCUCUGUCAUGCCCCUCUGUGUGUCCGGUCGGUGUGCGUUGCGCUUGUGGAUGUGGGUCCUGCUCCUUGCUAGGGGGCCAGUUCACUGGGCUGUAUCGGUAAUCCAUAAGGGCGCUCGGCAACUCUCUACUCGCCCCGCCUCGCCCCACCGCACACCCUUCUGUCAAUCACAAAGAUACUCAUCUAUCAAACCCCCUUGUCGCCAGCAGUGACACCCCAUUCUUCAUGGUGGAUUGGGAUUGAUCAGGGGACCUGGAGGAGGAGGAGGCCCAAGAGGUCACAGCCAGCAGCCAGAAGCCAGCGCCCCACAGAGAACACGUCAGCAUCCCAUGAUGACAUCACCUCAUUACUGUAGGGUCAAGCAGGGCCAAUGGGAGAUCAAUGAGAAAUCAUCUGCAUGAGAAACUAGGAAGACCCUCGUUCCUCUCUCUCCAUGGCCUACAAACCCUACCCUCUCCCUCUGCUAGUGUUUUUAGAAGAAUCAUAGUUCAUCCCUGUUGCAGCAGUCUCCCUCUCUCUUCCUUGCUCUCUCUCUCUCUCUCUCCUCUCUCUCUCUCUCUCUCUCUCUCUCAUCUCUCUCUCUCUCUUCCUCUCUCUCUCCUCUCUCUCUCUCUCUCUCUCUCUCUCUCUCCCUCUCUCUCUCUCUCUCUCUCUCUCUCUCUCUCUCGUUCUGCUGUUUGUUAUGUGAGCCCUGCUUAAUGUUCUCAGACUGCCACCUCGGCAGUGUUGCACAGCUUUCUGGGAGGGGAAAAUCAAAUGCUAACAGAAAUCUGUUGCCAGAGGGGGCAUGGCUGGAGGCUGCGUUUCAGUAAAACAAACACCAUGGAGACUAGCAUGCCAUACAGAGCUGCCAGGGCCAGGCUAGCGCUAAGAGGAGGAUAUGGGAGAAGUCGAGAUGAGUCUGGAGUUAGAAAACCCACUCAUCUUUAUCUGCUGCUGGCCAACUCCUUAUGCUUUCUUCCUGUUUGCCCUCAAGACAGGUUUCUCUGCAGCUCUCUGACUCCCAACCCCAGGGUUAGAUUGUGGUUUUGGAGCAGAGACAGCUGUAAGCUCUGCCUCUCUCUCUCUCUCCCAGAGAUCCAGCCUUGUCUUUCCCCCAAGGGAUGGAUGGUAACACAAAUAAUCAGCCAAACACUCUCCCCUUUGGUGAACCCCUGACUCUCCUCCUGACUCUCAUUCCCACCUUAAUAAACGGCUGUGUGUCUCCCAGGGCCGUGUCUCACCUCUGUCUGACUCCCAGCACCAGGGGAGAGAGGGGGAUGAGGGAAAGAGGGGGAACAGGGGAAGAGGGGGAGAGAGGGGGAGAGGAGGAAAAAAGGGGGAGAUGGGGAGAGAGGGAGAGAGAGGGGGAGAGAGCAUUGAGAGCAGCUAACCUAACCUGGAGCCCCAGCUCACACAAGCCUCUCUCUCUCUCUAUUUUUCUUUCUCUCACUCUGUCAUUUCAAAGGAAAUAAAGGAGUGAAAAAAGAAAAGAGAGAAACCACUUCAAAGGAAUCCCCUUGGUAAACCAUUGUUCCAUUGUAUUCCGCAAGAGUGCAAUCUGAUACGCACUUUCAACUCUGUUUUGACACCUGUCAGGACUGGUAAUGAAAUAGUUACUAUUUUUUCUUCACCACUUUUUGUUCAUCAAUGGAUUGUCUCUCUCUCUCUUGCCCUCAACUUGUGUUCAUCAUCAGUUCCCCUCUGAACGUGGCGGGUCUUCGUCUCCUGGCUCUGGCUGAUGGUUGAUGAUUGGAUUUGGCUGGGCUGGGUGCUGAGAGCUGCAGGAUGUGGUUCUGGCUUGGCCCGCAGUGCUGAUCCAGCACUCUUUGUGUCUACGACCCUCCAAUCCAUGCCAAUGCACCAGGCCUCUGGGGUUUCUGCUGCAGGCGGGCGGGCCGUGUGUUGGCACAGGUGGGACCAGUGUGUAGUCCAGACUGAGGACAAUCUGUCUGUCUUUGUCUCUGCACUGUCUGACCAGAGACACGUGUUGUACAUACCAUAGAAGGAGGCUGUGGUCUGUCAGACCCAGAUAGUGAGCGAUAGCAGCGUUACACCACUGGUUGGGUGGGAGGACUGUUUGACUUCUUUGUCCUAGAGACAGACUGAUAAACACAUGAAUGUGUGCACACACACACACACACAUCCACACACACACACACACAGACACACACACACAGACACACAGAUACACACACACACAGUCCCUAUCAGAGGCUGGAGGGAGUUCAUUAAGCGUGUUGUUUACGCUUGUCUGUUCCCCACCUGUGUGCACUGAAUACUAAAGCAAAUGGCUGCCUGGCCACCAGCACAACGUCUCGUUCAGACUCAGCGCAGCCCCCCUGGAAUUGAUAAUCCUCUCUCGCUGCCGCUUUAGAAUUGGGGAUUCAUUCACAAGCCCCAUUAUUCUUGUUUCGCUAUUUGGUUUUGUGCCUAUCGGGAGGAGAAUAGGUAUCACCCAAUUCCAUUACGUCCAAUGAUUUUUUUGGCCUGCUGUCUUUACGAUUCAAAUUGCAAUUUCAAGUCAUUACCUGCACUUAAUUUAACGCUGGUUUAGCAAAGCACAAACUGAUUUACAAAUGAGCCUGCAGACCAGGGAGACGAUGUUCAGCUAAUAAUGAUUAAAGAGACCAAAGUUUCCAUGAAUAUUUUGGGAUUAUUGCCAUCACAGAAUAUUACCGUACUCAACACUGUUUAUUCAAAGUAAUAUGGACCUCAGAGUUCCUUAUCCUCAGUAGUUAAGGAUAGUCUUCAGCUAUUGGCUAAUAGCUCCCUAUUGUCUUGAGGUGAAUCCUAUACAUUACUUCUAGCUUAGCUAGCAAGAGUCUUCCAUUGUCUAAUACAUAGUAAUUGAAGACAAAGACAGAUCUGUCCAGAUUCUUGCAUAAUCAUAUAUUUAUUCAGCGGAGAAGAGGAGUUGGUGGUGGUGAGAGGAGAGUAGGGGAGGGGAGAGGAUAGGAGAAGAGAGGAGAGGAGAAAAGAGGAGAGGAAAGGAGAGCAGGAGAGAAGAGGAGAGGAGCAGAGGAAAGGAGGCGAGAGGAGAGGAGAGGUGAGUAGGGGAGGGGAGAAGGUAGGAGAAGAGAGGAGAAAAGAGGAGAGGAGGAGAGAACGGGAGAAGAGAGGAGGAGAGCUGUGGUGGAACACAGUUUAA
Molecule: messenger RNA, 20764 nt
Organism: Coregonus sp. 'balchen'
Lineage: Eukaryota; Metazoa; Chordata; Actinopteri; Salmoniformes; Salmonidae
Source: the annotation of a GenBank genome assembly